AUCAUAACAUACUCCUCUCUCAAGGCUGAAAAACAUGCAAGCUGCAAAAACAACUCCGGCAAAAUCUCCUCUCCAUCAGUUUUUUUUCACAUGGAAAAACAGGCUGCUCGAGAUCACCAGCUGCUCGUGAUGAGCAGGAAGGUGGCUGCAGGUGUAUCUUUCCGGUUGUAUCAGGAUGUGAGCACAAAGAGCAUCCGGCAAAAACACUUCUUUACAAAGGGAGGCCCUGGAAGAAAUGGACAGUGAUGAACCAGAGGUGAAAGAAGAGGACAUGAGUAAAAGCUGUAAGCAGGUUGAGGACUCCUAUCAGAGACUUAUCAAGCUGAAAAGAGAUGGGACAGCAUUGGUCACGAAUAUACAGGUAGCAGAAGACUUGAGGGAGAUGAAGAGGAGAGCUGCAGAUAAAGAGGCACAAAGGCAAAGGAGGACGAAGCUGGAGAGUGAAGCAGCCAUUAGUCAUGAUAAGUUUGAAUACAUUACAAAGAAAUGGCUAUCAGCAAAAGCCCGUAAAAUUCCACAGGAUUUGUAUGAUCUUCUCAUCAGUCAACAGAAGCAAUGCACUGAGCUAAUUCAGGAUAAAAACAAAUUGAUAAAUGAGCUGCAGCAGGAGCUAAAGUUAAAGGAUGACCAUUACGUGAAAGACCUGAGGAAAGCUUCAGAAGACAUUGAACUGUUAGCAGAACGAAUGGAAGAGCAAAUGAAGACUAUAUCUAAAGCCUAUCGGGAAGAAAUUAUACAAAUUGAGAAAGCCUUUCAGAUGGAGCGUCAUGGACUACAACGAAACAACUUUUGGGACUGGAAAGGUGCGAUGCAGACACGCAGAGACAAAGAGAUCGACUAUCUGAUGACUCGAUUGGAGAAAGUAGAGGAGUAUGAAGAACAACUCCAGGAGUUCAGAGUGCAGGAUGCAGAAGAAUACAAUAUGAUCAAGAUUAAAUUGGAGAAUGAUGUGGAGAUGCUGGAACAGCAGUUGCAGCAGAUGAGAGCUACCUUCCAGCUAAACCAAGAGAAACUUGAAUACAACUACCAGGUGCUGAAGAAACGUGAUGAAGAGAAUAUGAUCACAAAAUCACAACAAAAGAGAAGAAUCACAAGGCAGCAGGACACUCUAAACAGACUGAAGUCAAAACUGGCUAAACAAGAGAAGAUGUACCAAGAGGAGAACCAGACCCUGACGGAUGGAUACAACCGAGUUGUAGAACAGUACAAGGACAUACAGUCCAAAAUUAGACAUUUUGCUGCUGUUGAUGCAAAGAACUUUGAAGAUGUUUGGCUGAUGAAUGAGGGGGAAGUGAAGGAACUGGUUCAAAAGGCCUUGGAGGCUGAUCGAAUUAUCCACGAACAACAGCUGGGUUUGUGUUGGAAAAAACCUAAUCUGUGUUUCAUGACUAAUGUCGGACCUAUUAUACCAUGCUCCAAGCAAGGAAAAUUAGCUGUCCAACUGGCAGAAGAAAUUAUAUUAGGAGGUGACACUGAGACAUUGACUGUGGAUGAGGAAGUACAGGAAACACCAGUGCUGCCAGCUACAAAUAAAACUUUUUUUAAUGAAUGUUUUACGACUGGUGAGGGAAAAAAACGAUGCGAAGGAAAAGCCGAAGAGGUCUCAUUGAAGACAGUCAAACAAUUGCUGGAUGUCUUGUGCGAUGAAUCUGGUUUCCUGAUUGAACGUAAACUUUCACAAAUUAUCACCCCACUCCAGAGGGAUGAACGGUCCCUGAUAAGACUGGAUGCUAUAUUUGUGGCUUUAGGAAUUGAGUCUGCAGACGAUAUCUUCAAGCUGACAGAUUUCUUCAUUGAUUAUAAACAGCAUUCUACGUCUGAAUUAUACAAGGAGACUGACGAACUUUUGGAGAAACUGGAAAAGGAAGAGGCAAAAAAAACGGAAUCAUCCACAAAAUCAGAUAAAGUAGCCACAGAAACCGAGGAACAUUCUGAAGUUUGCAGACGUUCAGUCGAUGAAGAGGCAGAUAUUUGCCUAUCUAUGAGAUCCAAGAAUUCUUAUGAUCUGUUUCACCCAAAUGAUAUCCUCAGAGCUCUCAAGGAUUUCCUCAGAGAACGUGAGACACCAAUUGAAAAGCAGCCACCGAAGGUAAUACAUGUAAAGGAGAGGGAUGAUUCGGAGGAUUCGGAAUACUGGAAUGUUAUGGCAAAUGUCAUCUCUGAAAGCCACCUGAAGACCUGGGAUGCUCUGGAACGAGCACUGGGAAAAUACUACAAAGUCUUGGUCAAAAGAGAAGCUUUCGUCAAGGAAACAAGUGGUCUUUCACAGCAGAAUUCAGAAUUCAGGUUGUUAUUACAACAGUAUAUCCAUUCAAGGGUAAACUCUGAACUGGAGAUUCCACCAACACAACUGUUUCACCUUGAUCUGAAUCAAACAUCUGCUUCCUAGAAUUUUAUAUAAUUGAACCGUAUGAAGACACAAUGUAAUAUGGUAGAGGAUUGCGUUUGUCAGAUCGUAUUGUGGAGUACUUUUAACUUUGUCACAAAUUAGAUGCAUUGUGGAUCACUGUAUUGUUGAUGCUUGUGUAUUUAUUUGCAUUUGGAUCAUUAAUUUUAUUGUCAACUUACAAGUAAAUAAGUAAGUAUAACAAGUGUAUUCCUCCUUUUCUGUUGAAGUUUAUUUCUUUUGCCUUGCUGCCAAAUUUUCUAAUGACUUCUGUUAUGAGUAUUAAAGGCCCAAAACAUGGUCUUAGCUUUAAGCCUUAGUUUUAUAUUUAAAAUGAAUAAUAAUCAAUAAUUUGAUAUAGCGCCUUUUGUCGAGUCGUCACAAACCAUUUCACAAGAUCUAAUGUAAAGUGUAUUGACUGUAUUUUCUGAGCAAAGUGAAAUUGUUAAGGUUUGUAGAAAAUUUCUUAAAAUCAGACUUAAAUAUGAAGAAAACUACAAAACAAAACUUCCAAAUGAAGACUGAAUUCAAAAAUGUUCCAAAAUUCUGCACAAUCUUAAAGUGUUCAGAUAAUAGCCUUAAUGCUACCACCAUGAUGUAUUCAGAAAUGUAGGGAUUUGCCUUUUUGGGACAUAAGCAUUUCACGUUAUAAGCCAUAACUAUUUGCAGCGGCAGGAGCUGGAGGUUGCUAAGGACGCGGUUGGUAAGAGAUGUGCUUGUCUUCCUGACAAACUGCAGUAACGGGUGGCGUUAUUUCCACUUUCCCCACUGCGUCCUCCCAACCGCCGGCUCCUGCCAUUGCCAUGGGAGCACAUUCACUCGGGAGCGGAAGUUGGAAUGGUGGAAAUGGUCUCGGGUCGGAUAAAAUCACCUGCUGGGCCGAGUGUGGCCCGCGGGCUACCUGUUGGCACCGCAGAGCGUUCUCAAAAAAGGAACCAUCCCUCGGCAGCAAAAGGUUGAAUCCAGUUCUGCAGGUCUACGUUUACCAUUAAAUCAUUUUCUAAAGGCUCUCCUAUCACUGUUGAUGAAAUCUGGAAUGGCAUUGUUAAAGCAGAAGAGCAAUGAAAAGUUAUUGAUUUUUGCAUGUCUGCCUGGUUUCCAGCACAAGACACACUAAACUCGCUGAGUAUGUUCAGUUGACUGGUGAAUGGACUGGUUUGUGAUUUGUUUAUAUCAUGCCAUCUUGUUUUAACAUUGAAACAAAUUCACAUAAUCUGACUCAGAACAUCUUUUUUCUAUACUUCAAAUUUUAAUAGGUUGUUUCUUUGCACUGUUUUCACAGCAGGAACCAAAUGUUAGUUACACAGAAAAAUCCAUACAAAGAAUAUCACAAAAUAGAAUGUGACAGGUCUUCAUGAACAUACAAUUCAACUUCCAUAUUUUCACAGAUAUACAACAAACAGUGACAAGAAUGUGUUUAUCUUAUUACAAAGAGAGGAAAUUACCAAUUGCAAAGCAGAUAAAACAUUCAUCUUAUCUAGAGCAAAUAUUCUUGUAUUUAAUGCCAUUUCCCACAGUGCAAUCAUGCUUUGUACGCGAAAGUACUACUUUGUCUGUUAUUAGUCGUGGAAAUUGCAGUAACACUGGAUCUGGUCUGAUAGGAAAAAUAGGUUUUUUUUUAAGCAUGGCCUUAAUAAAGUUAUCAAGCUAGUGCUUAGGUUUACAUUUGUAAGUGCAAGUUUAUAACAAUGUCACAAAUCCUGUCUGUCUGGAAACGAAUAUCCUUACCAGCUUCUUCCCUUUUUAGUGUUCCCUAACUGCAAUCUUUUAAACAAUAGAUGAGCCAAAGUUCCAAUCACUUCUAUGAGAGCACAUUUUUUGCUGUGUUGGGAUUUGAUAAUGUAAUAUUUGCUAACCGGAAGCUACUGCACUAAUAGUUUCUGAAGUUGCAGAUUAAAAAAAAGGAAAAACAUUGUGUCCCAAAGUUUACCAAAAACCGUCAGAAUUUUCAGGGCUUUUCUCUGCUGAGACAAAACUUAAAAGCCAAACACCAAUAGCAAAUCCUGUAAUUUAAUUUAUGAUGAGGUUUCGAUUAAAGCAGUUAACUCUCGUUUGGAAACAUUGUAUUUUCAAACCCAUUCACCGUCUUAUACAAUGUUGGAGACAGCACAUCACUAUAUAUAAUCAUUGGCUUCUCUUAUUUUUUAAGUAUUACAUUGGUGUAGUUUAGUUGAAAUUUUGUGUCACUGAAGGAAUUUUUAUGUGUUGACUCAGUACUGGAUCGAGUCAGUUCUGGACUUUUGGACCAAUAAAAUUCCAUUUAAGUGAAAA
Callorhinchus milii (elephant shark) is the source of this 4657-nucleotide messenger RNA. It is a transcript of the gene drc1, whose product is annotated as dynein regulatory complex subunit 1 homolog (Chlamydomonas). Bases 236 to 2389 code for a protein of 717 amino acids. Gene Ontology annotation, cellular component: axoneme; axonemal dynein complex. Gene Ontology annotation, biological process: axonemal dynein complex assembly; cilium-dependent cell motility; regulation of cilium movement. Lineage: Eukaryota; Metazoa; Chordata; Chondrichthyes; Chimaeriformes; Callorhinchidae. The record is from RefSeq and is a predicted model, not a curated record. The transcript has 17 exons.